AUGACGAUGACGACCAUUACGGACAAUGAUAAAUACGUUUUGAAUGCCAUGUUUAAUCCAAACUAUCCUUUGGAUUUCGAUCAAAAAUCACCUGUAGAUGUACUAGACACCGAAAACGACCAAAAAGCGCUAGAAAUUAAACAAAUCGAGGAAGAAGGAGUACGAUUAGCUGAACAAAAUCGUUUGGACGAAGCCAUCGAACGUUUCAAUGAAGCUAUUGCACGAAACCCAAAUAGUCCAUCAGCUUACAAUAAUCGAGCUCAAGCAUACCAAUUACAGAAUAAAACUGAUGAUGCAAUGAAUGACUUGACUAAAGCAAUUGAUUUGUCAUCGAAUGUCCAACAUCACCAGAAAACUCGUUCGUUAGCAUUGACACAACGUGGAGUUCUUCAUCGCUUUUUGGGAAAUGAAAAAGAAUCGCUAGAUGAUUUCACUGAAGCUGCAGAACUUGGCUCAGCAUUUGCUAAACAGCAAGUUCUCUUGUCCAACCCUUAUGCUGCUGCAUGCAACCAAAUGCUCUCAAAAAUGUUGAAACAACUAUCGAAUCCAUCAUAA
Adineta ricciae is the source of this 555-nucleotide messenger RNA. The record is from the annotation of a GenBank genome assembly. Lineage: Eukaryota; Metazoa; Rotifera; Eurotatoria; Adinetida; Adinetidae.